AUGCAGUCUGCACCACUUCAGUUGAGAAAAGUUCGCCUUAAUCAAGCCAGGGAACAUUUACUUGCAUUCCAAGAAGAAAAAAUAGAAGUGAGCGAGGAUAUGAAGCCAAUCGUUAUCGCUGAAAAGUAUCUCAAAGCUGAACGAAAGCUCCCUGUUAGCAUUCAAGAUCUUAUUAUGGGACCGAAUAGUUACUAUACAGCUGACCUUACCAUUCAUGGAUCUAACUCGGAGGGGAAUGCACAACCAUUCAAAUUUACCUUGCGAUCAAAAUAUUUUCCCAAGCGUCAGGAUGGUACAAUAGCAAUGCUUACACUGCGCUACCUACGUACAAAUCAAAAUAAUAUAGUGCCAGAUAUCAUCAUAUCUUUUGGCACGUCGCCUCUCCAUUAUAAUACAAUGGAAUUUCUUACGAAUACUGUGGGUGUUCCACCUGCUAACAUUACUGGCUUCGGUUUUAUAGCAACUGCUUGCAAUGCCCCUGGUAUAUUAAAUUAUCAAUUGCAUAUUCCCGCCAUUGAACUUUUCAACGGUUCUCUCGGUGGAGCAAUCAAUGGGUUUUACUUGGACUUGUGA
Diversispora eburnea is the source of this 573-nucleotide messenger RNA. The record is from the annotation of a GenBank genome assembly. NCBI's taxonomy places the organism in Eukaryota, Fungi, Glomeromycota, Glomeromycetes, Diversisporales, Diversisporaceae.